UAGCCAGUCCUCAUGUAGCUAACAUUAGCCAGUCCUCAUGUAGCUAACAUUAGCUAGUCAUCAUGUAGCUACCAUUAGCUAGUCAUCAUGUAGCUAACAUUAGCUGCCUCCAGCAGCAGCUCUCUGUUAGCUCCUGGUAAAACCUGUUAAGGUUUUUGCCUUUAGCUGGUUUGAUUCUAACACAUAUUAUAUUUCCAUAAAAAACUCGGCUGAUUUCUCCUGACAUGUAAAACUCAACGGAGGGAGAGACUCAGAAUCACUCAAAAUAUUACUUUUAUUUCACAACAAUAAAUCAAAAAUAAUCAAGUGGUCAGUAAUUUUUUUGCAUUUUGUAAAUUAAUAAUUUAUCUUUUUCRUCCUGUGUGAUUAUUUACCCACUUUCAGGUUUCCAUGUUUUAGAUAAUAACAUCAGACAAAUAAACCCAGAGCCGUCUAACCAGAACCAUUUCACCAGAACCAGAACCCAUCUGACAGCGCAGGUCUGGACCCGGUUCUGGUUCUGGUCAGAGAACCAGGGAGAACCUUCCAACAGAAGGUUCUGUGGUCCGGUGAGUCCAGUCCCGUUUCAUCUGCAGUGAAACCAAACGGUCAUACAUGGUGGUGGCAGUGACAUGCUGCGGGCUGGACGACCUUCACCUUGUGACUUUCAGGUCACUUUUUAUGAGCAGAUCCACCACUGACUGUCUAAAAACGGCCUAGUUAAAGCCUGGAAAAUGUGUCUGAUAGAAAUGAAUUAAUCAGAGCGAGUCAAAGUUCAUCGAUGGACAUGAGAGGCUUCAGUGUCGUUACUUUUCACACAACGUAGAGACUUUGUGUCCCCAACAAAUGAAAUCGGUUUGAAAUCGGUUUCUUCAGGUUGUCUCGUCUGAUUUGAUUUAAAUGUUAUUACAGAUAAAUGAAUAAAACACUACACAGCAUCUGGUUUCUAUUGGUGUUUUUAACAAGAGGAAGUCCUUUUCAGGUUAACUCGUGACGUCGCAGUUCGUAACCACGCCCCUUCAAAACACCAAAACCAAUAUGGCGGACGGCUCUGGAUGUUCCUGGAGUUUUGGCGCUGCCAGGCCGCCAUAUUGGCCACAGUGGAUGUUUGUUUGUGUGUAAAAGGUUAUGAGCUGCCCGCUCCGGGCUACAGAACCUUCUCCGGUCGAACCUGGCCGGGUAAUCCUUGAUCUUCUGAAAACCCGCAGCUCACGUUGGUUCCUCCAGAAAAAUUCUCAUCAACCAAUCAAAGGCAGAGCUGUCUGAUGGGCCGUGACGUCAGACCCCAGAGAGCCAAUCCCCUGCUCUGAUACAAACUAUGAGGACGAAGGCCCGCCCACUGCGUGUCGAACUGCAGCGCGCGUGAAGAAGAAAGAGUAGAACCGUCCGAAUCGGUUCGGUCCGACAGCCGAAGCGACGCUCCAGCUGCAGCAACAUGGACACUGAGCUGUUUAUGGAGUGUGAGGAGGAGGAACUGGAACCGUGGCAACAGGUGGACGACAGCGUGGAGGAAGACGACAUGGAGUACACGGACAACUACGGAGAGCCAGUGGAGGAUUCUUCGCCCUGUGAGACUCCGCCCCCCAGAUCUCCCCUGCCCAGCACACCUGUCCCAGCAGGUGCACCGCCCUUCGUCUCCUCGGCCCCUCUCCCACCUCUCUCCGUCUCCACCUCCAAGCCCGCCGCCUUGGCCACGCCCCUCAGGGCUCAGGCUCCGCCCCUCAUCCUGACGCAGACCGCCAGUGGAACGUUCCUCCUGCCGGCCGGCGCCACCCAGCCCAUCCUCCUCACCGCGCAGGGCUUCCAGGUUCCCACGGUGAUGACUCCCGGCGCGCCGCUGGUUCUCAACCUGCAGCCCAACCUGCAGACGGUCCAGCUGUUCCAGUCGCCACCUCUGGGCCAGCUGGUCCGACCCGCUGUGACCCUGUCCACCAUGCUGUCUCAGAACCAGACCGGACCCGGUCCGGCCCACCCGGGAUCCGGCUUCACCACUCUGACCAUCAGAACCGGCGCUCCGGGAUCCGUCAACCUGCAGGUGGCGCCUGUGGGCGGCGCCGGCGCCCUGAAGCUGGCCAGUUCUCCGGGCCUGCGGCCCGCUUCCACCAACGGAGUCCUGAAGGCCACGCCCCUCAGUGCCGCCACAGCUCCAGGCCCCACCCAGCAUGUGGUUWCCACGGCGACCGCGCCCCCCCGGGUGGUGAUGAGUGUGGAGGAGUUUUACUACGGCAGGUUCAGCGGAGACGUCAGCCUGAGGAGGCCGCCGCCACCUGGAGCCGCCAUCUUCUCUUUCACCUGCAACAUCUGCUGCUUCAGGGCAGAGAGCAACCUCAGGUUGAUGCAGCACGUCCUGCACCACUCGGAGCUGGUCGUGGAGAGUAAAGAGCGCCAGUGCUGUCGGUUCUGCUACCGCCAGUUCUCGUCCCAGAGCCAGCUGAGGGACCACCAGGACCAGGUCCACGGCUCCUCCCAGUCCACCUGCCUGUGUCGGAUCUGUGAGUGGGCCUUCGACAGCGAGCCGGCCUUCCUGAACCACAUGAAGUCCAACCACAAGCCUGGCGAGAUGCCCUACGUCUGCCAGGUGUGCUCGUUCCGCUCGUCCUUCUACCCGGAUGUCGUGCAGCACUUCGCCACAUUCCACAGAGAGACGCCGUUCCUGCUCUGCGUCUUCUGCCUGAAGGUGAUGAAGAACCCCGGCAACUACCAGCAGCACCUGUUCAGGCACAAGCUGAGCCAGGCCUUCCAUUGCAACAGAUGYCGCCUUCAGUUCACCUUCCUCAAAGACAAGAUGCAGCACAAGGUGGAGAACCACCGCAGCUUCCGCCGGCCGCCGCAGCUGGAGGGGCUGCCACCGGGGUCAAAGGUGACGAUCCGGACCUAUGGGAAGGUCAGGCCUCCAAUGGCGUCAAGCUGCAUUUAUCAGCCCAACAGAAUCAAAACCGAGCCAAUGUUCCCGGUCCAGAAGAAUCCCCCGCUGUUCAAGGUUCCCAAGUCCCCUACCCGGAGGGGCCCGGGCCGCCGGGAGCCCGGCAGGUUCUGGUCGGCAGACCAGUUGGUGUGUCUGGAGUGCGGAACCGACGCUUCGGACCUGACGGCUCAUUACCCGACCUACGUCCACUGCCUGCUGUGUCCCUACAGCAGCUGCUGCUCCCGGGCCUACGCCGCCCACAUGAUCCACCACCACGUCCGCGGCUCCAGGGAUAAGUUGCUUCCUCUGCAGAAGGCUCCGCCCCCUUGCGCCUUCCUGCUGCGCUGCUCUGAAUGCGACUUCCUGCCUCAGACGGCAGAUCAGAUGGCCGAACACCUGCUGAGCAACCCGGAGCACGACGGCGCCACCUGCUGCUCCCGCGAGUACGUCGAGCCUGACAUCCUGCUGUGCCUCAGCGCAGAGCAGCGGUCUUCAGAGGAACCAGACCAGAACCAGGACUCAGCAGAACCGGCCUGGAAGCUGGCAGAGAGCUGGAAACGUCCGGAGGAGAGUCCUCGGACCGCGAUCCUGUCCUUCACCCAGCCCAGUGGGCCCAACCACUUCCUGUCCAAGAACAGCGACGCCAUCGACUUUUUCAGCCUGCUCUUCCCGCCGGCGCUCGUCGARCUCAUCGCCAAGGAGACCAACGCCCACGCCAAGGCGUGCCGCCUGCUGGGCUGCUGCCCGCCCGACUGGGUCCCCGUCACCGGUCAGGAGGUCAAAGGUUUCCUGGGCCUGGUGAUCCUGAUGGGCGUCCACAACCUGCCGGACCCGGCGCACUACUGGUCCUUCAACCACUUUGACAACAGCUACACCUUCCACCGCGCCAUGCCGCUGCGCCGCUUCCAGCAGAUAGCCGCCCACCUCCGCAUGGGCAGCUUCGUGGGCGAGCUCCACGGCCCGGGCUGCUCCGCCGACCCGCUGCACGCCUUCAGGCCUAUGCUGCGCCUCCUGGGCGACGCCAUGUGGGACGCCUACCGGCCCAACUGCUGCCUGGCUGUGGACCGGGCGCUGCUACCCAGCCUGGAGGGCGAGGAGCAUGGCAGGGAGCGAGGCGAGGAGCAUGGGAGGGAGCGAGGCGGCGAGGAGCAAGGCAGCGAGGAGCAAGGUGGCGAGGAGCGAGGCGAGGAGCAUGGGAGGGAGCGAGGCGGCGAGGAGCGAGGUGGUGAGGAGCGAGGCGGCGAGGAACGAGGUGGCGAGGAGCGAGGCUGCCAGGAGAAGCGAGGCUGCCAGGAGAAGCGAGGCUGCCAGGAGAAGCGGGGCGGGGGGGUCGGCGCCCAGCCUCAGGUCUGGCUGCUCUGCGACUCCAAGUCCGGCUACUGCCACCGCUUGUCCAUCCAGCUGGGGCAGCGGCGCGGGCCGGACCUAGGCUUCAGCGUGGUGCCGGAGCUGGUCAGGGACCUGGACAACAAGCACCACCAGCUGUUCCUGGCCAACUCGCUGGCCUCCGUGCCGCUCAUGCAGAUGCUGCUGAAGCAGAAYAUCUACGCCUGCAGCUCCUUCCCGCCGCCCAGCCCCAUCCUGCCCCGGCCACUGUGGGACGACGACGGCGAGCUGCGCAACCCGGGAGACUUCCUGCAGAGGCAGUGCGGCCCCCUGCUGGUCACCCGCUGGCGCGACAUCAAGGAGAUGGGUUGCCUGUCGACCAAUGCGGCGCCGGGCCAGCCAGACGCCGUCUGGAGGAGCAAGGCGGGCGGGCUGGUGACCAUCGAGCGGCCCAUGGCCUUCCGCCUGCUGCAGGAAAACAUGCGGGGCGUGGACAUCUGCAAGCAGCUGCUGGCCUGCAACCCGCUGGGAGGCGUGCCGCAGGACCGCCACUGGCGCAACUUGUUCUGGUUCCUGGUCAACCUCAGCGUGGUCAACGCCUUCAUCGUGCUGCGGGAGAGCCGCAAGGACAACCCGCCCGCCUGGGUGCAGGACGGCCUGUUCAGCCAGCUGGCCUUCCGCCGCCGGCUGGGCAACCAGCUGGCCCGCUGCGCCCAGAGGCACGGCGAGGCACCGGAGUCGCCAGGCCCCCGCGGAGCCCGGGCCGCCGCCGAGGAGCCCGUCCAGCAGCGGCACAAGAUGACGAAGAUUAGCAGCAUCUCCAAGCGCUGCAGGAACUGCAACAUGAAGAACCUGCGGCGUGAGAGCGUGUACGGCUGCACCGUCUGCGACGCCAACCUGUGCAAGCAGCCCAGCUGCUUCUGGGAGUUCCACGGCCUGCCGCCGCUCCACCGGGGGUCGACCAAGCUGGGCUUCCUGAAGGACAGACUCAGCGGAGACAUCGUCAUGGAUGAGGUCAGCGUGGACGAGACGUUCGGCCCGGUGGAGGACCUGGACUUUUCAGACGACGAGCCGCUGGACGAGCCGGAGAACGAGGAGGACAUGAACCCGACCGGAGCCGGUACAGAGUCCGGUUCGCCUGCAGAGUGCGGCGGCCAUGAUGCGACGCAGCCGCCCGCGGUGCGCUCCGGCCCGCUGUCGGUGCGGCAGCUCCGCAUCAUCCUGUUUGCGCUGUGCGAAGGUCUGCGGCAGGCGUCCCGCGUCUUCUCCACCGACCCGCAGCUGAUCCGCCGCUGGCUGCGGAUGCGGCCGGCUCAAGACGAGGAGCAGCAUGCGGACGGCGCGGCGCGCAUGGUGGCCUGGGUGCUGUCCAUGCGGGAGCAGCAGCUGCCGCUCACCGAGAGCAACCUGUUCAACAAGGCGUCCGUCCUGAAGAAGAAGAAGGCGUUCGGCGACGCCUUCCGCAUCUCCUACGACUGGGCCGUCGGCUUCCUGCUGCGCCACAGGCUGGGCGUCUGCAGGGCGGGUCGGGCCGCUGGCCUGGCCCGGGCGGCGCCGCCUCCGCUGCAGGCCCGAGUUCGCGCCUUCAGGGAGUUCACGCGGCGGCACCUGGCCGACCCGUUCCUGGCGGCGCUGAGCGCGGCCCGCAGCCUGCCGGCCGUCAUCCCCGCAGGAUGCUCCUUCUGCCUGCAGCCGCUGGACGUCUGCCUGAAGCCGGCGCUGCAGCGCUUCCUGCUGGCCCGCUGGGCCCGGUUCGCCGCCGGACCGGAACCAGAGUUGGACGACCCGACCCACAAGCCGCAGGACAACGUGACCCGGAUGCUGGUGGACUGGCUGCUGGACGCCAUGACGCAGCUGCGCCGCCUGCCGCACACCUUUAGGACGUCCUUCCAGCUGACCGGGCUUCUGCAGGACCAAACCGGGUCGGAACCACAGGACCAGCAGACAGAACUCACCAGAACCCUGACAUGCAUCCUGCUGGGUCCAGACGCAGCAGAAACAGAACCUGCUGAACUUCAGGAGGACGAAGACCAGGACGGGGACGGAGAGGAGACAUCCGAGGAGAAACUGAUGUCCAAAGUGGACGAGACGGAGGACAGGAAGGAGACGGAGGACAGGAAGGAGACGGAGGACAGGAAGGAGACGGAGGACAGGAAGGAGACAGAGGACAGGAAGGAGACGGAGGACUCUGCACAUGAGACUAGAGGAGGACCGGAGGACAUGGAGACAUUAGAGGACAGCGAGGAAGAGGAGGGACAGCAGAGACAGGAGGAGACGAAGGAGGCGAGCAGAGAGAGACGGGAGACGCGGAUCGAGAUCGGGGAGGAAGUCGGAGACGAGUGGAAGAUCCGGAGUGACGGCGCCAGAACCGAGGAAGACGGCUGAGGUUCUGACCCGAUUCUGACUCAGAUCGCCUGUGCUGCCCCCUGUGGCCGACAGAGGAACUGCUUCCGCCUGCUGGUCAGUUAGACCGGAACCAGAACCGGGCUCUGUCCGGAUCCGACGGGCAAAACCUUUUUAAUGGACCUUUAUUUAAAAUUUACUGAGGUUCCACAUCAGCCAAUCAGAGACCAGUUUCAGGGACAAAGGGGCGGGGCUUCAGCGUCCAUCAGACGGUCCAGGUGUCACACCUGAGGUUCUAAUGAACUGGACAAGAUGAAUGUUUACAGUCUGAGCUGCUCAGAUCAAAAUGGGUCAUCAGAACCACCAGAACCUUCAGAACCAGGUUUAGAUGAAUAAACAUGUUUCAGCGACAGACGAUUCUCCACCCGGCUGCAGCUACUUCCUGGUAGCAGGAGGCUACUUCCUGGUAGCAGGAGGCUACUUCCUGGUAGCAGGAGGCUACUUCCUGGUAGCAGGAGGCUACUUCCUGGUAGCAGGACGCUACUUCCUAGUAGCAGGACGCUACUUCCUGGUAGCAGGAGGUUACUUCCUGGUAGCAGGACGCUACAUCUUGGUAGCAGGACGCUACUUCCAAUCUGAAGCUGCUGAUCUGAUCAAUGAUAGGCUGGAA
This is a messenger RNA of Poecilia reticulata (guppy), 7223 nucleotides long. Lineage: Eukaryota; Metazoa; Chordata; Actinopteri; Cyprinodontiformes; Poeciliidae. The record is from RefSeq and is a predicted model, not a curated record.